Molecule: messenger RNA, 2603 nt
Organism: Oncorhynchus tshawytscha (Chinook salmon)
Lineage: Eukaryota; Metazoa; Chordata; Actinopteri; Salmoniformes; Salmonidae
Product: elastin-like
Exons: 10
Coding region: 1523-2125 (200 amino acids)
Source: RefSeq, a predicted model, not a curated record
ACCUGCACUUAACAAAUUAAUAAUAAAUUAUCUUUGUGAUGGUGUUUAUUUAAUGGAUUUUAACACUUGAAUUCUGGUGUUUUAGUCAUAUUUCUUUUACAUAAAUUACAUAAACUAAUGAAAAUGUUAUUAUUUUCUUUCAAAUCAAUUUUAUUUUUUAUUCUAAUGCUAUGUAUGACCUUCAUAGCAUUUUCUCUCAGCCUCAUGACAAAAUGUGAACCAAAGUACGAGAUGCUUAUAUAGGAGAAAAUCCAAUUUCUCUUGGGAGUUCUUACAUUUCUUAAAGGCCUUAUACUUUGCUUGAAUAGAUUCCAGAAUCGUAUGAUUAAACCAAUUUGACCCUCUUGCUUCCUAAGCAUUUCCACACAGUAUGUUUUGAGUGCUGUGAUUCGAACAGUUUUGUGGCACUUAAAUAGUGCAUAUCUAUAAAAACUCCUUUGGCAAAAUGUUAAAAAAAAUAUUACUAUUACUCUAUGGAGUGAACAAGCUGCACAUGCUUUCCUACGACAGUGAAGUUCACAUGCUGCAUUAUGAACUUUCCCUGACCGUUCAUUCAUGAACCCACAAAUAUGUCACUAAGAUGUUUCACAUUUUCAGUAAGAUGUUCAAGACACAAUGGCCAUGUUGACUAUGGAGUGAACCAUAGUGUGGGAAAUAUUUUACACAAACAAACUUAUUAUACAAUAUUUCUUUACAUUUUUGGACAAUAGUCUAACUGUUUUUCAGUGUGUGUGUAUAACCAAAAAGGAUCAGUCAUUAGUCGUAACAUAUAUUAAAAAAAAACAAUUUGGUCUCAGACUUCACAAUCGACAUGACAUACUAUAAUCCCAAUACAGCCGCAGACUCACCUAGGUGGUAUUUACCUGUAAUACUGUAGUCGGGUACACCAAUCCCAGACAACCUAAGAGCUGCAUGACACCAUUCCCAUCCAACCACAAUGGAGACGGGUAGCUAAGCAUGGGUCCUGUGAACAUGUGUAUACUUGUAGGGCUGUCACAGCAUGAGAAAGAAAAUAGGCAGUUUAAGUUUUAGCAGUAGCACAAGUCUGUUCACAAUCUCUUUAGGAAGCAAUACAUAUGCAUUUACCCUGCUUUAAGGAGUACAUUUGUUAAAACCACAACAAUUGUGAUAGUGAAAAUAGUUACAUGUAUUCAGAAGCAAUCUACAAUCAUAUUAUGUUGAUUUACGUUCGUUCUUAGAUUCCCCCAUAUGGAUUUAAUUCUUUACUUAGCUCACGGGCCUCCGUGAUUACAACCUGGUUGCUUAAUCUGUUUGUGACCUUUCAUGGUCCUACUGCGGUCACUAGUGGUCACUUAGUAAUGUUUGGAACAAUGGUCAAUGGUCUUAUUUUGGGGACCAGGUAUUGGAGUCAUUGAAGACUAAAACCACACAAUGCCUUUGGCUUUAUCUUAAUUGGGUAACUCCUGUUAUUAUGGGCAUCAGGUGACCAACAUGAAGAUUUCUAAUUUCUGGGCUCUGUUCUAAGUGGUUGCUAGAGAAGAUCUAACAUCAAUAAAAGGCUAUGUUCAAAUGUCAGAGGGCAACUGAGAAUACUGCUUGGAGGACAGCACCUGAAGCAAAACAAUUUUCACCACUUCAAGAUUGCAAAAUGAAGCUUCUUAUUUUUUUAGCCUUCAUGGUCACCAUCUUCAAUGUCAAUGCUGGCAAGAAACUGAGACUGCUGGCAGGUCUAAAUGGUGGAGUUGUGUCUGGGGUUAACCCUGGACUGGUGGUGGGGGGCCUGAACCCUGGCGUCCUCCCUGGUGGCACUGGGUUGAUUGGGCAGCCUCAGUUUGCCCAGAUGGUCCCAGGUGUCCCCACGUAUGUCAUGCAACCCCAAGCUGUUCCCAAUGGUCCCUAUGGUUUCCCCAAUGUUGGGAUGCUGCAGCCUCAACUGUUCCCUAACUUCCCUGGGCAGUACCAGUAUCCUGCCCCACCAGCUAAUGGGCUGCCUUACUACAUGGGUGUCCCUCAAAUGGCAGGAAUGAAUCCUCCACAACAGCAAGUCAUGGGAGUCCAAGGUGCAGGUGGGAUUCCCAUGAUGCAACAGCAGCAACCACAGCAGGGUCCUUCACAAGCAGAGCUCGUGAGAAGAUUCAAGCGCUUUCUGAUGAGGAGGAAAUGAAACACCAUGAAACCUGAGUUGGACAUUCAGAUUUCAACUGAGACAACCACAACUCCGUCCCCAACUACUUGUUAAGACAAUAUUCAAGUUUAGAGUCGACAAAUUUGAGAGGAACAAGGUGUCUGCUGUAGAACAUGGACACGGGGGAAUUUUACCAAGUCGUCCACAGCACUUUAAGUUAAUCAUAUCAGAUACGCUAGCGGUUAAGAGCUUUGGGCCAUUAACCAAAAGGUUGCUGGUUCGAAUCCCUGAGCCAACUAAGUGAAAAAUUGAUGUGCCCUUGAGCAAGGCAUUUAACCCUAAUUGCUCCUGUUAAUUGCUCUGGAUAAGAGCGUUUGCUAAAUUACUAAAAUGUAACGUCUUCUAACAUGUCUUCUAACAUUGCAUACAUGCAGAUCUUAUUUGCCAUGUCUAUGUUUCUUCUUGAAAUUUCAAUAAACAUGACUAUUAGCCUUCAAAAAACUUGUUUGUUUGGUUU